AUGGCAGACUUUGCAAAGUCCAUAUUUGGGCUUGUAAACUAUCACAACAAAAAGGAGAAUAGCCAAUCACCAACACCUCCUCCUAGCUCAUCGUCAAACACAAACCAGUCAAUUCACCAAUCACAAGUUAAAACAGAUUCACAGUCAGAUUCAAACAAUUUUCAUCAUCAUCACCAGCAACAACAACAACAACUACACCAUCAGCAUUUUUCACAACCACAACCACAACCACAACCACAUUCACAAUACGAAGAACACAGCACAAACAAGUUCAUCCCCAAGGGUUUGGUUAGUGUUGCGCCAACCACUGCAACUGCUGUAUCAACUACCUCAUCGGUUUAUGGAACCACCUCAUCGAACGUCAGCAACGACCCUGGUGCGUAUUUGAACCAAACGUUCAAAGUCAAUGACUUGCAGCCACAACAUAACAAUGCAUACCGCAGCAUUUCUCACUACCAGUCUGCUGCUCAACAUCAACAACCACAGCAACAUAACAACAACCACUCUCAUACCGAGCAAGGAGAGCGACCAACAGGUGCUGCGACUGUGUCCACCACCUCUUCCACAUCUACCACAGCUGACUCUUCGCCAAUGAUCAUCACAACCGAUGAAACUGGUCAGACUAUCAAUUCCAGUGGCAACAAUACUCAACCAAAAGGUAAACUUAAAGUUACUAUUAUAGAGGCAAGAGAUAUUAGGGCCACACAGCCAUACGCUGUAUGUACAUUUGAAAGCUCGGAGUUUGUAACCAAUGGACCAGACUCUUUUGGCAAAUCACCAGGGAUGUUGGGUGUUGCUGCCGCUGGGGGUGGAUCAUCUGGUCCAAGAAACAUGUACAAUGCGAACCAUGCACUGAGAGCACUACCAAUGAAGAGCCACAAUCACCACAGCCAACCCAAUCAACACCAUCACCAAAGACCACAGUUGUACCAAAGGCAGAUGUCGACACAACACUUGAAUUUGGUAGGAGGUGAAUCCACCAACCCAAUAUGGAACCAUGAGGCUACAUUUGAUGUGGUGGGCUCUAAAUCAGAACUUGACAUUUCAGUAUAUGAUGCAGCUAGAGAUGAUGCAUUUCUUGGACAUGUCAGAUUAUUUCCAUCUACAAUAAAGAAUAAAAAGUCUCCUGCUGAAUGGUUACAAUUGGGGGCAAGAAUAAUUGGAGAACGGGUGUCUUCGGGCUCAAUUCAAAUCAAAUGGGAGUACACUUCAUACGAUGGGAAAAAGGCUUAUGGUCCUGACGAUUUCGAAUUUCUUCGGUUGUUGGGUAAGGGAACUUUUGGACAGGUUUUCCAAGUCAAGAAGAAGGAUACAUCAAGAAUUUAUGCCAUGAAGAUUUUAUCGAAGAAAGUGAUUGUUAAGAAGAAGGAGAUUGCACAUACUAUAGGAGAACGAAACAUUUUGGUUCGUACAUCAGCAGCUGCGUCGCCAUUCAUUGUGGGGUUGAAAUUCUCAUUUCAAACUCCAGCAGAUUUGUUCUUGGUUACAGAUUACAUGUCAGGAGGAGAGUUGUUUUGGCAUUUGCAAAAGGAUGGUCGUUUUACUGAAGAACGUGCUAAAUUCUACAUUGCCGAGUUGGUGUUGGCCUUGGAGCAUUUACAUGACAAUGAUAUCGUUUAUCGUGACUUGAAGCCGGAAAACAUUCUUCUUGACGCCAAUGGGCACAUUGCAUUGUGUGAUUUUGGCCUUUCCAAAGCCAAUUUGAAUAACGAUGGAACUACCAAUACAUUUUGUGGCACCACAGAGUAUCUUGCACCGGAAAUUUUGUUGGAUGAAUCAGGAUACACCAAAAUGGUUGACUUUUGGUCACUUGGAGUAUUGAUUUUUGAAAUGUGCUGUGGAUGGUCACCUUUCUAUGCUGACAACACUCAACAAAUGUACAAAAAUAUUGCCUUUGGUAAAGUGCGGUUCCCCAAGGAGAUUUUGAGUCCCGAGGGACGAUCUUUUGUCAAGGGUCUUUUGAAUAGAAAUCCCAGACAUCGACUUGGUGCCACUGAUGAUGCCAGAGAAUUGAAAGCUCAUCCAUUUUUUGCCGAUAUUGAUUGGGCAUUGUUGAAAACCAAGAGUAUACCACCACCAUUCAAACCGCAUCUUUCAUCUGAAACAGAUACAUCGAAUUUCGACCCUGAGUUUACCUCUGAAUCGACAUCAGACUUGAAAAAGCAAAUGGAAAUGGCGUCGACACCAUUAUCUCCUGGAGUUCAGGCCAACUUUAAAGGAUUCACCUAUGUUGACGAUUCGGCAAUGGAUGAUCAUUUUGGCAGAUCUUACCGUAUGAAUACGUUCAAGAACCCUGGCUCGUUCAUUCCUGGUGACCCCAACUUGCCUCCUGCUGAAGAUGCAGUUGAUGAUGAUCAGAUUGAUGAAGAGGAUGAAAUGGAGGUUGAUGAAGAAGAUCAUCAAAUGGAUGAUGAAUUUGUCAAUGGCAGAUUUGACUUAUAG
Molecule: messenger RNA, 2442 nt
Organism: Lodderomyces theae
Lineage: Eukaryota; Fungi; Ascomycota; Pichiomycetes; Serinales; Debaryomycetaceae
Gene: SCH9
Product: serine/threonine protein kinase
Exons: 1
Coding region: 1-2442 (813 amino acids)
Biological process (GO): protein phosphorylation
Molecular function (GO): protein serine/threonine kinase activity; ATP binding
Source: RefSeq, a predicted model, not a curated record